AUGACGUCAAUUGUUAAUGGAACAUCAACUGUCUACUUAGUGGCAGCUUCACAACAAUUGCUAGACAAUGCAAUUACUUUCUACACCAACACGUUGGGUCUUACUGAGCACUCGAAAACUGAAGACACAACUUUUCUUUCGAAUGAUGGAAACAAGGCCAUCAUUGAAAUCAGAUUAGAUACAAAAGAAGGGUUAUCUGAAUCUGAGAUACAAUCAAGAAGAUCAGAUAUUGAGUCGAAAUUGAAUGUUGUUGAUUGGAGAUCUUUAGAUAAUACAUCAGUUAUUAAGGUUGCCAAUUUAGUCGAUUUGAUUGAAGUAUUGACUAGCUCCAAAUUUGUCUUACAAAUUACUCCCAAUGAAUUAUAUCCUAAUGAAGUUUACAUUGUUGAUCCAUUGGGGUAUAUAAUUGGAUUCACAGCUUGUAACGAUCCUUUAACUGUUGUGCCACCUAUACAAAAGACCAAACCUGUGGUUGCUAGUACUGCUAUGCAAACUAAUGUUCCAUCAAAUUCAACAUCAAUCAAAAAUGAUCUGGAACUUUUGGGUGAUUUCAAGCGCAGAAGAAAUAUUGCUAUAAUGACUUCUGGUGGUGAUGCUCCAGGUAUGAAUGCAUGUGUUCGUGCUGUUGUUAGAGCUGCCAUUUAUCGUGGAUGCAAAGCAUUUGCCAUUAUGGAAGGUUAUGAAGGUUUAGUUAGAGGUGGACCUCGUUAUAUUAAGGAAAUGAAGUGGCAAGAUGUUAGGGGUUACUUGAGUGAAGGCGGUACUAAUAUCGGUACCGCUAGAUGUAUGGAGUUUAAAGAGCGUUGGGGUAGAUUGACUGCUUGUAAACAUAUGGUUGAGGCAGGAAUUGAUGGGUUGAUUGUUUGUGGUGGGGAUGGAUCUUUAACUGGUGCGGAUUUAUUCCGUAGUGAAUGGCCUUCAUUGAUUUCUGAGUUGAAGGAGAAUGGAGAUAUAACUGAAGACCAGUAUGAAAGACAUAAACAUUUAUACAUUUGUGGAUUGGUUGGAUCAAUUGAUAAUGAUAUGGCCACUACUGAUUCAACAAUUGGGGGAUAUUCAGCAUUGGAAAGAAUUUGUCGUGCAAUUGAUUAUAUUGAUGCCACUGCCAAUUCUCAUAGUCGUGCUUUUGUUGUUGAAGUUAUGGGUAGACAUUGUGGUUGGUUGGCAUUGAUGGCGGGUAUUGCCACUAGUGCUGAUUAUAUCUUGAUUCCUGAAAAACCUUCAUCUAGCCGUGAUUGGACUGAUCAAAUGGUUCAAAUUGUUUCUCAACAUAGAAAGGCCGGUAAGAGGAAGACUAUUGUUAUUGUUGCCGAAGGUGCUAUCACAUCCGAUUUGAAACCUAUUAGUUCAAAAGAAGUCAAGGAUGUUCUUGUUGAUAGAUUAGGAUUAGAUACAAGAAUUACGACAUUGGGACAUGUUCAAAGAGGUGGAGGGGCCGUGGCGUUUGAUCGUCUAUUAGCAACUUUACAAGGUGUUGAAGCAGUUAAAGCAGUAUUGGAAUUAGACCCCCAAACACCAUCACCAUUGAUUGCUAUUGAUGAAAACAAAAUUGUUCGUAAACCAUUGGUGGAGGCUGUUAAAAUUACUAAAUCAGUGGCGGCAGCAAUCGAAGAUAAAGAUUUUGAAAAGGCAAUGUCAUUUAGAGAUUCUGAAUUUAAAGAGCAUUUGUAUAAUUUUAUUGCCAUGAAUACUGCUAAUCAUAGGGGACCUUCAUUACCAGUGGAAAAGAGAAAGAAAAUUGCCAUUAUGAAUAUUGGAGCACCUGCUGGUGGUAUGAAUUCGGCUGUUUAUGCCAUGGCCACGUAUUGUAUGUCAAAGGGGCAUACGCCAUAUGCCAUUCAUAAUGGAUUUGCUGGGUUAUCAAGACAUGAAUCUGUUAAAUCAAUUGAAUGGUUGGAUAUUGAAGGAUGGAAUAGCAUUGGUGGGUCAUUAAUAGGAACCAAUAGACAAACACCCAGUGAAACCGAUAUUGGAAUGAUUGCUCAUUACUUUGAAAAAUAUCAAUUUGAUGGGUUGAUUAUUGUUGGUGGAUUUGAAGCAUUUAUUUCAUUAAAUCAACUAGAACAAGCAAGGUCAAUGUACCCAGCAUUUAGAAUGCCUAUGGUUUUGAUCCCAGCUACUAUAUCAAAUAAUGUCCCUGGUACUGAGUACUCUUUAGGAUCAGACACUUGUCUUAAUGCAAUUAUGGAAUAUUGUGAUAUUAUCAAACAAUCAGCAUCAGCAACUAGAGGAAGAGCAUUUGUAAUUGAAGUCCAAGGAGGUAAUUCAGGAUACAUUGCCACAUUUGCUUCAUUAGUCAGUGGUGCACAAGCAUCCUAUGUUCCUGAAGAAGGUAUACAAUUGGAACAAUUAGAAAUGGAUAUCAAUUCACUUCGAGAAUCAUUUGCUGUUGAACAAAAUAUGACAAAAGCAGGUAAAUUAAUCAUCAAGUCAUCAAAUGCAUCAAAGACCCUAACACCACAAGUAUUGGCCGAUAUAAUACGAGCUGAAAGCAAUGGAGAAUUCGAUACAAAGACGGCAAUCCCUGGACAUGUCCAACAAGGAGGAAUUCCAUCGCCCAUUGACCGUACUAGAGCCGAUAGAUUUGCCAUUAAAGCAGUCCAAUUCAUUGAAGACCAUGUUGAACGUAUGCAACAAACGAGAUAUGAAUUGGAUUUCCCAUUGGAUGAUGGAGAGUUACAAGCUACUGCUGCUGUGUUGGGUGUUAAAGGCUCUCAUUUGAAAUUUACUUCAAUUAGAAGAUUGUUUGAUUUUGAAACUGAGUUGGGUAGAAGGAUGCCCAAAAAAGUGUUUUGGACAAAGACGAGGGGGAUUGCUGAUGAUUUGGUUGGUAGAACCAGGUACCAUAAAGCAGAAUAG
Lodderomyces orthopsilosis Co 90-125 is the source of this 2859-nucleotide messenger RNA. RefSeq names its product 6-phosphofructokinase subunit beta (gene PFK2). Gene Ontology annotation, cellular component: cytoplasm; 6-phosphofructokinase complex; mitochondrion. Gene Ontology annotation, molecular function: monosaccharide binding; 6-phosphofructokinase activity; ATP binding. The record is from RefSeq and is a predicted model, not a curated record. Gene Ontology annotation, biological process: fructose 6-phosphate metabolic process; fructose 1,6-bisphosphate metabolic process; canonical glycolysis. Lineage: Eukaryota; Fungi; Ascomycota; Pichiomycetes; Serinales; Debaryomycetaceae. The transcript has a single exon. The coding region runs from base 1 to 2859 and encodes 952 amino acids.